Heterocephalus glaber (naked mole-rat) is the source of this 3698-nucleotide messenger RNA. RefSeq names its product FLYWCH-type zinc finger 1 (gene Flywch1). NCBI's taxonomy places the organism in Eukaryota, Metazoa, Chordata, Mammalia, Rodentia, Bathyergidae. The record is from RefSeq and is a predicted model, not a curated record.
AGGGAAGACCCGGAGGAGCGACUCAGAGGAACGGCUCCGCGGCCCUGCUGCGCAUGCUCGCCAGGAGCCCACGGGGCGUUGCGAGAGGCUGACGCUUCGAGGGGGCGCGCGCGGGCACGGAGCUCGCUCCCGGAGGGGCAGGGCCAACAUCAUUCUAGGGCUUGAUUUUUAUUUUCUGGUGUGGUUCUGUCAGAUUUAUCUUGCUUCUCCAAAUGCCACGAGUUGGACUUGUAGAAGAAACUGUGAAGUUGGAGCUGGACUGGAGCUCAUAUAGAACUGAGGGUGUGCUAAGCUUCACAAAGGGAGAGGUGAAAACAGCCAGAGGAAUUGCAGGACUUGUCCCAGGUCUGGCCAGUGAGCCCAAGCCCAAGCCCCAGCCCCGGUGUGGGUAGAUGAUGAUGAUGUAGUUCUUGCAGAUGAAGUGCUGGGAUUAAAACGAGGACCUAGCACAUGUGAAGUAUCAACUCUACCACUGAGUUAUACCUCCAGCCCAGAAUCGGCAUUUUUACCAGGACAGAGCCCAGACUGGCAGAUACCAGGCCAGGAGGGAGGAAGAAUGCAUCUACCAGGGCUGAGCGUGAGCUGAGGAUCAGGCCAACAGUCCUGGGAUGCCCCUGCCCGAGCCCAGUGAGCAGGAGGGCGAGAGCAUGAAGGCUGCCCAAGAGCCCUCCCCAGAGACCAGCAUGGAUGUCGUCCCGGCAGACCCCAGUGAACCCCAGGAGUUCUCCAAUCUGGUCCUGCUGACAACCUCAGACCAACAGGGGCUUGAGGUGGACUCUGAUCCCACCGAAGUACACUGUGUCAUCUCCCUGGAGAUGGUUGACCCCUCCACCCUGGCCAGCACCCUCCAGAUCCUGCCAGCCGAGGAGCAGGUACAGGCAGUUCAGCCAUGCCUGUGGUCCUCAGGGCUGAAGCGCAGCAAGGUGGAGCAAGUCUCCCAGCCCCUGGAGUUCCUAAGGACCCCAUUUGGGGGCCGCCUCCUUGUCCUUGAAUCUUUCCUGUACAAGCAGGAGAAGGCUGUGGGGGACAAGGUGUACUGGAAGUGCCGCCAGCAUGCUGAGCUGGGCUGCCGAGGCCGGGCCAUCACCCGUGGCUCAAAGGCUACAGUGAUGCGGGACCAUUGCCACCCACCCGACGAGGAGGGCCUAGAGGCCCGGCGCCAGAAAGAGAAGCUGCCUAGCUCAGCCUUGCCAGACAGCUUGAGGGAUCCCCAGGGUCCGGUGGAGGAGCUGCUUAGGGGAGUGGAUCCAUGGUUGUACCCUGAGGAGCCCACCCGCCAGCAGAGCAAGCCAGUCCUAGAGGACCCUCAAACCGUGUCCGUGCUGAGCUUGCCACCCAAGAAACGCCAGAUGCUGCGCAUGGGCCUGCCUCCAGGCCUGGAGUUCCUGAACACAUGCUACGGGGGCACCUUCCUCGUUCACCAGUCCUUCAUCUACAAGCGGGAGAAGGCUGUGGGCGACAAGGUGUACUGGACGUGCCGGGACCACACACUGCAUGGCUGCCGCAGCCGCGCCAUCUCCCAGGGCCAUCUGGUGACGGUGAUGCGUAGCCACUGCCACCCACCUGACAUGGAGAGCUUGCAGGUGCGGCGGCGGCAGCAGGAGAAGGCCAUUCGGACACUUCAGGCCAGGCCACUUGGCCUCGGGGGCUGCAGGGACAAGCGGCACCAAAGCAUGGACAGUCACCAGGGGCUGGGUGCCCCUACUCUCGCCGGGUCCCGGCUCAGAAAGAAAGCAAAGGUCAAAGGUCAGGAGCUCUCUACCCAGACCGAAGCCCCACAGGGAUCCCCUGAAGAGGACCAGGAUACUGAUCCGGGAGGCCCUGAGUUUCUUCGGACCCCACUAGGGGGCAGCUUCCUGGUGUACGAGUCCUUCCUGUACAGGCGGGAGAAGGCAGCUGGUGACAAGGUGUACUGGACCUGCCGAGACCAGGCACGCAUGGGCUGCCGCAGCCGUGCCAUCACCCAGGGCCGGCAAGUGACAGUGAUGCGUGGCCACUGCCACCCACCUGACCUUUUGGGCCUGGAGACAAUGCGACAGCGGGACAAGCACCCCAGCCCCACCCAUCGGGAGAGCCUAGGAGGUCCCGAGUUCAUACGAACCCCACUUGGAGGCAGCUUUCUGGUGUACGAGUCCUUCCUGUACAGGCGGGAGAAGGCCACUGGUGACAAGGUGUACUGGACCUGCCGAGACCAGGCACGCAUGGGCUGCCGAAGCCGUGCCAUCACACAAGGCCAGCGUGUGAUGGUCAUGCGUAGGCACUGCCACCCGCCUGACCUGGGUGGCCUAGAGGCCCUGCGACAGCGGGAGCACCUUCCCAACCUGGCCCAGUGGGAAGGCCCAGAGCCCCAGCAGCCCCUGGAGUUCCUGAGGACAUCCCUUGGUGGCAGAUUCCUGGUGUACGAGUCCUUCCUCUACCGGAAGGAGAAGGCUGCUGGUGAGAAGGUAUACUGGAUGUGCCGGGACCAGGCCCGGCUGGGCUGCCGCAGCCGUGCCAUCACCCAGGGCCGGCGCGUGAUGGUGAUGCGCAGCCACUGCCACCAGCCUGACCUGGCCAGCCUAGAGGCCCUGCGGCAGCGAGAGCGGCUCCCCAACUUGGCCCAGCAGGAGAAUCCAGAAAAGAUAAAGCUUCUGCCUGAAGUUCAACUGUGCAUCGAGACUUGUUCUGAAAGCCAGCAGAUUUGUGGGAACGUCAAGAAGACCAGGCCAGACUGUGGGGCCCAGUGAGAUGUCUCCAUGCGGGCAGCAGAAGGCCAUUGGCUGGUGUCCCAGAUGCUUCCCGUCCACGUAGGCAUUUUCCAUCCAUCUAGAGAUGCUUGACAAGUUCUUUCAUUCUUCCCAAGUAUCGAUGGCUGUUUCCUCACAGGUCUCUUGUGCUUGGACAGUGUCCCUGUGUCAGCAAAAAUAGCACCCAGAGCUGGUGGCACAUGGCGGGCAGGGAGGGGCAGUGCAGGGCAUGGAAUACUCUGGAAGGAGCAUCUGUGGGCUGGCGAGAGCCACAAGCACCCAGCCCAUUUCAGAGCUCAAACUUUGCAAGGACUUUGUAGCAGGGUGUGGUCCUGUGUGAGCCAGGUUCACUGUCACCUGUGCCAGAGCAGGCAGGGGGCUUCACCCCUUCCACUGAGCACCCGUCGAAGAUGGGCACAAGCCACAUGAGUCUCUUCCUGAUGAGUAAGGGAUGGCACUUCCUGGGUUUUAGCCGUCUGCUGCCCACUGCCCACUGGUUGCAGCCAGCCCCAAGCACAGUGGAGCAGGCCCCUGUUGGAUAUGUCAGCCCGGAUGCACAAUUCCCAUGGCAGGCGUCUGUCCCAGCAGUGGCAGCCAGCACGGGACAGACACCUGGGCUGCCCAGUGCCCCUCUGGUCACCUGCAUUUACCCACACCACGAAGGUGGAGAGUUAGACAGGUGGCAGUGAGGUGCAGUCCUCCUUCCGCUGGGGAGCUUAGCAGAGCACCUGCCAAGGUAGUCUGGGUGAGCUAUCCUCUGGGGCACAGAGACACCUGCCAGGAACUGCAGAGCCUCCUGCAUGCCAAGGCUUUCCCCACGCUGUAAUAAUGAAGGGAGCAUGUGGUACAGAGGCAGGGUCCCCUCUCCUUGGCAAUCUGGCCACAGAACUGUCGUCUGUUGAAUAGUGACAGCUUGUGCCCCCUGGCCCUCUGCUCAUCUGCUUCCUCCAAUAAACCCUGUUUUCCAUCUCA